GCAGGGGUAGCGCACCACCUCCUGUCCCCUCGGGAUUUACCAUUCUUAAUUUAUUUUUUGGAUUGGGGGGCGGGAAUUUUUCCACAUUGGGGGGCGGGGGCUUUCCUUUAUUUAUUUAUUUAUUUUUUAAUUUGGGGUUAAAGCAAAACUCAUUACGAAACCAAAGCAUUUGAUUUUUAACAAACUUUUAAAAGCAAAGCAACUGCCGUAACCUCGGCAGGAUGAACGGGACGGAAGGUAUCAAUUUUUAUGUGCCUAUGUCCAACAAGACAGGGGUGGUGCGAAGCCCCUUUGAGUACCCCCAGUACUACCUAGCCGAGCCCUGGAAAUACCGCAUCGUGUGUUGCUACAUCUUCUUCCUCAUCUCCACGGGUUUGCCCAUCAACCUCCUCACUCUCCUGGUCACCUUCAAACACAAGAAGCUCCGGCAGCCACUCAACUACAUUUUGGUCAACUUGGCGGUGGCUGACCUCUUCAUGGCUUGUUUUGGCUUCACCGUCACCUUCUACACUGCCUGGAACGGCUACUUCGUCUUCGGCCCCAUUGGCUGUGCCGUGGAGGGCUUCUUCGCCACACUGGGAGGCCAAGUUGCCCUGUGGUCCCUGGUUGUCUUGGCGAUCGAGCGCUACAUCGUGGUCUGCAAGCCCAUGGGGAACUUUCGCUUCUCUGCAAGCCAUGCCAUGAUGGGCAUCGCUUUUACCUGGGUAAUGGCCUUCUCCUGUGCCGCUCCACCCCUCUUUGGCUGGUCCAGAUACAUGCCGGAGGGGAUGCAGUGUUCCUGCGGCCCCGACUACUACACCCACAACCCUGAUUACCACAACGAGUCCUACGUCCUCUACAUGUUUGUCAUCCACUUCAUCAUCCCGGUCAUCGUCAUUUUCUUCUCCUACGGGCGCCUCAUUUGCAAAGUCCGAGAGGCAGCUGCCCAGCAGCAGGAAUCAGCCACGACACAGAAGGCCGAGAAGGAGGUGACACGGAUGGUGAUCCUCAUGGUGCUGGGGUUUAUGCUGGCCUGGACACCCUACGCCGUGGUGGCAUUCUGGAUCUUCACCAACAAGGGAGCAGACUUCACCGCCACGCUCAUGUCAGUGCCUGCCUUCUUCUCCAAGAGCUCCUCUCUCUACAACCCCAUCAUCUACGUCCUCAUGAACAAACAGUUCCGUAACUGCAUGAUCACCACAAUCUGCUGUGGCAAGAACCCCUUUGGGGAUGAAGACGUCUCCUCCACCGUAUCCCAGAGCAAGACCGAGGUCUCCUCUGUCUCCUCCAGCCAAGUAUCACCUGCAUAGACCAUGGACAGUUUGAACUGGGGUAUCCCCCUGAGCUCGGGGACCGAGACAGACACCCACACACCUACAGUCUCAUUCCACACAGUCACUCCCUUGCGCACCAACACCUCCCCAGCACGAGAAGUUAGCUGUGCACAUACUGCGGUAGCUUCCCCACCAUGCACAGGGCCCCAGGCAUGUCGCUGGGACAUCCCCACACCCACUGGUGCAGACAGGGCACACUGAGCCCUUCCACACUGACGCAGCCCCUUGCAGGGGAGCCCAGGUCCAUCCCCCAGCUCCCAGGAGCUGGUCAGAUUUUGGGGACUGUCCCUACCCACCCCAAGCACCAGCAAACCCCCCUGCUUUGUUCACAUCAUGUUAAAACAGCAGUGGCCAGUCGAAAACCCCAGGCUGCAAUAUUUUCCUCCCCGCUGCCCUGAAACGCGCUCCCUGCUAGCAUCCCCUUUCCCUGGCGCUCAAGGGAGUGUUGCAGAAGCAUUCGGCCCUCAUUUGGAAAAAACCUAAGCAUCCUGACAAAGCACCAUUGCAAAAAGCCCAGAAGCAGGAACCCGUGGCUGGAGUGGUCCCGGCUGCCCCUCACCAGCGCCCGAGCCUGGGGCUCGCUGGAGCUGCGCACCCCAGUGCCGGCACAGCCGAUGGAAAUCAAUACCCGUAGUCUUUAUAAAUCAAUAUAACAAAUGGAGCUGUGAGCAGGCUUCGCUUCAAGCCUGACUCCCUGUAUCCCCAAGACAACACUGUAGAUAUAUUUUUUUGUCUUGGAACCUGUAAAUAUUUGCUCACAUACUUUGAAGUCUCUAUUUUUCUCAGCCCUUUCCUUUCUCCUCCUCCUCCCUACUCCAAGGCAGAGAAACUGUCUUUCACGUCUGCUCCUGCCAGCUGGACACGUACGGCCAACCUUGGAGGGUGGGACUGGUACCCGAGCGCUUUCCUGUACAUAUUUUAUAAAUAAAUAAUACCGUGUCAGCACAAGGACUUCUACAGUCAAGAAGCAGGCAUUAAAAAAUAAGAAAUAAACAGAAGCAGCAGAGAAAAAAAUAUACAGACGCUCAGUCCUUGUCCUUUGUAUUGGGCUGCGCUGACAAGGUGCUGGUGUCCAGCUGAGCCAACUCGAUGCUGCUGUCGGAGGCACAAGCCCAAAGCUGUCCCCAAAGCCAUGGGAAGGGGGAUACGUGCAUUAAACCAGCCUGGAUCACAGAGGGGAGAGCAGUGACAAUCCCCAGCAAGGUGACAGCCCCAUUAGCCGGAGCACCGAAGGGUUUUAGAGGCAAACCGACACACAGACAGGGCACAGGGCAGCCGG
Molecule: messenger RNA, 2592 nt
Organism: Falco peregrinus (peregrine falcon)
Lineage: Eukaryota; Metazoa; Chordata; Aves; Falconiformes; Falconidae
Product: green-sensitive opsin
Exons: 5
Coding region: 222-1289 (355 amino acids)
Biological process (GO): visual perception; G protein-coupled receptor signaling pathway; phototransduction
Cellular component (GO): photoreceptor outer segment; membrane
Molecular function (GO): G protein-coupled receptor activity
Source: RefSeq, a predicted model, not a curated record